AUGGUUCAUGCAAUGGAUCAUCAUUCCUCCUCUCAUCAUCGACCAGCCGUAGGCGAAAAUGGACGAAGUGAAAGCCUUAUAGAUCAUAGCGCGUAUGAAGAAACAUGGAUGAAAAAGAAGAAAGCUACAAAAUUCUUUGCCAGUAUGAUAUCGUGUCUUUACACGUUGAUUGUAGUGAUAUUCUCUGGGAUAAUAGAAGUAUCUCCAGUAUGGCAGACAGAUCUGUGGCUUGGCGAAACGAUUUUCUUCAUCUGUAUGUAUGGCGUUGGUAUUGUAUUCUUGUUGUUCUUAUAUUGUGUCAUGAUAUAUCCACAGCCAAUUAAUUUUUGUACAAAAUUAUUAGCAAAGCGUGGAUGGAUUGACUAUCCAGAAAAAUAUCAUUUGGAACCUGUCAGUCAUAACGGAGAGGGUGCAGGCACCCUUUAUCUCCGAUUAGGAGCUUUAUUCUUCGGAUGUGCUGGAAUUGUUCUCUUCGGCUUAGAAAUAUUCCUCUGUUUCAAGAAUGCUACGUGUAGGAACAUAGUGAUAGCAAAGCACAUUACCGGAUUACUCUUUACUUUCCUGCAAAUGCAUUUUCUAUUCUGUAACACCAAGAUUUCGAUUGUUCGCUUCAAGAGCUUAUGCAAGUUUGGGUUUAUGCAUUUGGUCGCUAUAAACCUGUGGACUUGGUUCCGAUUCGUUCUUGUCAAGCAGACCUUUAAGUCGCAUAAGAAAAUGAAGAAGAAGCACAUGGAGCAAAUGAAAACUGAAGUUUCGUCUUCAUCUUCUUCAUCUUCAAGUGAAGAGUCUGAUAUAUAUUCGAUUGGUCAUGGGUAUCUGUCGGAUGUUGCCAAUGACACUCUGGAGGCAGUCAUCAAAAAAACCAUUUCUUAUGUGAACACGACUGCCACAACGACUCCAGCUUACAGCUUCCAUACGAAGCAGAGGAUGUUUUCAAUGGAAAACUUCGGAGAUUUAGCUACUUUCCUUACAACAUGUUUUGUUGAAUACGCUGUCAUUGGAGCUGCAGUCAUUUUCAUUAUAUGGCGAUCCAUCGAUCAUCCACACCAUGCUCACGGUGAAUCUCAGAAGAAGAGGAAGUAUCGUAUGGGUAUGGACUGUAGCCAUUCUUCUGCUGGAUUGUUCGCCGGAAUAAUGUUCUUCACAGCUGCCCUCGUAUCAAUGGGGGUUUAUACUCUAUUCGAGCAGCAGAAAGAUGCUACCGGAACAAACCUUGUCUUCGGAAUUGUAGAUAUUUGUCUCUUCUCUGUUGCUCUGCUUGCGUGCCUAUUAGGAUUCUAUCAGAUGCGUCGGCUACAGUAUCGCCUGUACGCCCACGGCGAAGUCAUAGACGAAAUUCUGUUGAUUGUUGGUUUAACAGGAGAGAUAACAUACUGUACAAUCGGCAUUGAUGUCUUCAUCAACAAUCGUCGGCAUGUGGCAGAUCAGAAGUCUCUUCUGCCCAUUUUCGUGUUCAUCACUCGUCUUCUGCAAGUAGCCGUACAAACUGUGUUUAUUCUAACUGUAUCAAGAUUACGUUGCUUAUCUACUUUCGCUAUCAAACAUAAGCCUGGUAAACAAGUUAUAACCUUCCUUCUUGUUUGUAAUCUUACCUUAUUCGCUUUCCACACUUUUGAAGCGAUGAAGCAAACUUAUGGAAUUCAAGAUUCCGCCGAUUCAACUUACUUAACGAUUGCUCAAGCUGUGAUGCCCCUUCUCGUUUUCUUCCGCUUUCACAGUUCGGCUUGUUUAGCAGAAAUCUGGAAACACACAUAUAGUAGCAAGGAAGUACCUACUCCGGCUCACUCUCAUGUAUCACAGAGUGUUCCAGCUGGAGAAAAUGGAAGAGCUGGAAGAGACGGCAAGGAAUCAGUUUGCAUACUAUUCUAUCGGUUAGCCGAUGUUUUCCGUAUCAGUACAAUGGUUUGUGUGGANAGAGCCACCUUGGCACGACAUUUCGAGACUGAAUAUGAUCCAGCUUGGUGUGAGAACGGUUGUGAUAACUGCCAAGCUCAGCGAGAGUUUCAGUUUUCUAAUUAUGGUACUCUCACAGAAAUUCAAAUGAGAUUACUCUGCUACUGCUUCUACUCAAGAGAUAUUAUCAUAGCUGACAUACGUGAUCUUACGUAG
Molecule: messenger RNA, 2109 nt
Organism: Auanema sp. JU1783
Lineage: Eukaryota; Metazoa; Nematoda; Chromadorea; Rhabditida; Rhabditidae
Source: the annotation of a GenBank genome assembly